AUGAAGCCAGCCCUUCGUCUGCUGUCCGUCUCCGUGGACAGGUACGUACGCCAACUCUCCGAGUCGAUGGCGUACGCCGGAUCGGCGAGGAGGUCCGGCGGCAGAUAUCGCCUCCUGCGCCGGAUCUCCUUGGUCCGCUCAGGCUCGCGCGCAGGGACCGUUAGGCGACAGGCGGGCGACACGGGUGGCGAUCUCGCCACCCAAACGCCGGCGACGGUGGCGUUGACAUCCGAGGCGCCAGAUCGAGAGCCGCAGGUAACCGUGCUGCCGGAGGUGGGGUCGUCGGCAUCGGAGGCGCUGGGUGGUGUGUCCAGUUGCUCGUCGGAGAGGCCCAUCGGGAGCCGAUUCUGGGCGUUGCAGUCGGAUGAUGAAGAAGAUGGUGGGAGUGGAGAUGAGGAGGUAGAUGAAGUUUCAUCUGUUAGAGGAGGAGAUCGCUUGGCAUCUUUCUUUUGCCGCACUCCAACGCCGUCGAGGGAUGCGGAUCUUGCGGAAGGUUCAUCGGAGCUCAAUCGGCAGCAGUUGAAGAGGCUUCGACGGCGGGAUGGUCAGCGUUUAGCGGCUCGCGUUGCGCUAUUCUUCUCUUCAGGCGAAGGUACGGGCUCCUUAUCCUCUUCGUUGCUGGACAAGAAAUCAAAACCUGUGUGUCACAUGAAUUUGCCGGUGCUUGAGCCGUCAAUUUUUGUCGACAAAACCAUGGAAGGUUGGACUCUGGUUCGUCGGCGGCGUUGGUCAUCGGCGUCCGUCAAGAAGGUCCGUGAUCCGGGGAUCACGGAGAAUUCAAAAGUGUUGACUGUGGGCCAAGCCCGGUUGCGGGCUUGUGCACAGAGACCUGGGUGUCGUUCAGGCCCAAAGCGACAGGUAGGAUCAUCUCUCGAUCAGUUGGAAAGAGAUCGCGUAUCCAGGGUAGCCAAGGUAGGCAACACGACUGCUAGGUUUGCGUUUCGACGUUUCCUAGGGUUAACCUGGAAGAAGUGUGAGGCGGCGGCUCCAGUCAUCCGACGUCGCACAGCUGAGGUCGUCAUGAGUGGAGACGGUGGCCGGGGAGGCUUCAACCCUGGGCGAGGUGGUUUUAACACUGGCCGAGGAGGGUAUGGUGGCGGUCGCGGAAACUAUGGCGGCCGCGGUGACUUUGGUGGUGGCCGUGGUGACUUUGCUGGUGGCCGCGGUGACUACGGCUUCGGCGGGGGGCGCGGUGACUAUGGCAAUGGUCGCGGUGGUUAUGGCGCCGGUCGCGGUGGCUAUGGCAGUAACCGCGCUGAAUAUGCUCCGAGAGGUAGGUUCGGCCAUGGUGUUGGACGGGGCAAUGCUGGCUAUGGCGGCGGGCGUGGUCACCAGGGCAAUGGCUUUGGUGGCUGUUGA
Lolium perenne is the source of this 1359-nucleotide messenger RNA. The record is from RefSeq and is a predicted model, not a curated record. Lineage: Eukaryota; Viridiplantae; Streptophyta; Magnoliopsida; Poales; Poaceae.